GGAGCACAACAACCCGCCGCUCCAACUCCCAGUGUCCGGUCUGCUGAGAACGAAGUCACGGACGGGCGGGGCACAGGCAUCUUAUUUUGUUGGAUUUCAACGGUAAGUUUCCUUGCCCCGAGCGAAACGAUGGAAACUACCGACCGGCUUGGCAAAGGGUUAACAAGUCAGGCUAACGAUGCUGGAUAACGUGCCAUUUAAUUCACUGAAUCUGCAUAUCACAUCUGUUGUUUGUGAGAUUUGAAAACUCAUCUCCGUGAAUUACUAGUCCAGUUAAAGCAGCUACCCACAUCACUGACAAGAGACUGGGGCACAGUUCUGUUAAACUCAGCUGUUUAUUAAUUAUGUCUCUGCAAAAUGAUGCAACUGAAGAAAAGAAUGUGAAACCCAAGUUUAUGAGUCGUGCCAAACAUUGGACUGAGGAAAUCGAAAAUUUAUACAGAUUCCAACAAGCUGGAUACAGGGAUGAAACAGAAUACAAGCAGAUAAAGAAAGUUGAUGGGGUGGAUCGUUGGCCAGAAACAGGAUAUGUGAAGAAACUCCAAAGACGAGACAACACCUUCUACUACUAUAACAGGAAAAGAGAAUGUGAGGACAAUGAUGUUCAGAAGGUCAAGGUUUACGCCUACUGAAAGGCUCUUGUUCUUCACACUUCUGAGUGAGUGUGGAACAAUAAAUCAGAGAGAAAGAGACAAUCACUUCAGAAGAGACAAGGCUCUCCGUUGGUCGGGGUUGACCAUGGCAUGUUGCGUCCCAGAUGUCGAUGUGAUAUGCAAGCCUGGGCAGUAUGAUUUCGAAAGCAAGCUGUUGCCAAUGUAGCAGGCUCCCCCUCUCCAUGGAGCUGAUGAAUCCAACGGAAUGGCAGAGACUGAUACGUUUGCUCCCAGUGGUGUUGCAGGAGUUGCCAGUCAACUUCCAACUCAAUGUAGGGUUGUCUUAGGGACUCCAGCUCCAAACUUUUCUUUGGGGUUUACCCUCAAAGCCUUCCCCAUGGAUGGGUACAGCUGCAAGUCAGUGAAGUUUUGAGAUCAGAGUUUUCGUUCUCCUAGAUGAACUGACAACCAUGGAUGACAAGCCCCACCUGCCCGAGGUGACUGGUUUUAAGUCACCAGUUAUCUGCCUUUGCCCGUUCUCCUGUCAUGGGAAAUGAUUCUGCCGGGCCAAGUAGCUAAACCACAUGUGAAGGUCAGGAGUUGGUCUUGGGUGUCAGAGGUAUUGGAAGCUUAUCCUCACUAACCUCCUCCUCUCCCCCACCAUCUAUAACAACCUAAAGGAACCCGAAGAUCAAUAAAUGAAAACAAACCACACAUUGUUCAGGAAAGAGUUUCCAGAUGCACUGAUAAUCCAUUUAUUAAUCAAUCAAUCAAUCAAUCAAUCAAUCUGUAAUUGAUGCCCAAGUUAGACACCGGGACACUAAAUAAGCAUAAAUAUAAAAUGAGAAAUUGAGAAAUUUCCCAGGGUUAGGGAAUCAAAAACCAGAGGUUUAGAGUGAGAAGGGAGAGGUUUACUUGGGACCCAAAGGGCAACUUUUUUACCCAGAAGGAGGUCAGUACAUGGAAUGAGCUGCCAGAGGAAGUGGCUGAGGCAGGUACAUUAACAACAUCUAAAAGACAGUUGGAUAGGAAAGGUUUAGAGGGAUAUGAACCGAAUGCAAGUAAAUGAGAAAACUUGGUUGGCAUAGACUAGUUGGGCUGAAGAAGCUGUCUCUGUGCUGUAUCUAGACAGAGUGAUUGGCUGCUGAAACAGGAGACAGAAUCAGAAUCAGUAUCAGGUUUAACAUCACUAGUGUAUGUCGUGAAAUUAGUUCAUUUGCAGGCAGGAGUACAUUGCAAUGCAUAAUAAUGAAAACUUUAAAUUACAAUAAGUAUAUAUAAAUAAAAAUUAAUUUAAUAAGUAGUGCAAAAGAGAAAUACUGAGAUAGGGUUCACUGUCUAUUCAGAAAUCUGAUGGCGGAGGGGAAGAAACUGUUCCUGAAAUGUUAAGUGUGUGUCUUCAGGUUCCUGUACCACCUCCUUAAUGGCAGCAAUGGAAAAAGGCAUAUCCUUGGUGAUGAGGGUCCUUAAUGAUGACUAGUGCCUUUUUGAAGGUGUUCUGGAUGCUGGGGAGGCUACUGGCCAUGAUGGAGCUGGCUGAGUUUACAACUUCCUGCAGCUUUUUCCGAUCUUAUACAAUAGCCCCUCCAUUCCAGACAGUGUUGUAACCAGUUAGAAUGCCUUCCAUAGUACAGUACACAUGUAAAAAUUUGCAAGUGUUUUUCAUGACAUACCAGUUCUCCUCAAACUUCUAAUGAAAUAUAGCUGCUGUCAUGCUUUCUUUGUAAUUGCAUCAAUAUGUUGGGCCCAGGAUAGAUCCUCAGAGAUGUUGACACCCAGGAACUUGAAACUGCUCACCUUUUCCACUGCUGAUCAGUCAUUGCUGUCAGAUUUCUGAUUAAGGAGAAGAGAGAAUGUCCUGGAUGGUCGGGGGCCUUAAUGGUGGACAAACAAAGCAGGAAACGUAAUUACAAGAGAAGCUGAAGAUGAAAUUGGAGCACAGAACACUACAGCACAGUAAGGCCCUUCAGCCCACAAUGUUGUGCCGAUCAAUUAGACAAUCUAACCUUUCCUUUCCCACAUAGUCCUUCAUUUUUCUUUCAUCUACGUGUCUAAGUGUCUCUUAAAUGUCCCUAAUUUAUCAGCCUCUACCACUACCCACGGCAGGGCAUUCUGUGUAAAAAUCUAGCUCUGACAUACCUCCCUAUACUUUUCUCCAGUCAUCUUAAAAUGAUGCCCUGUUGUAGUAGCCAUUUCCACCCUGAGAAAAGGUAACUGGCUGUCCACUCGAUCUAUGCCUCAUCACCUCAUACAAGUUAUAAAAUAAGACAAAUUAUUAGUUGCUCAUUUGAAUUGGUUUGUAAUAGCGAUAGAACUGGGAUUAGGGAAUCAUUUGGGGUUAAAAUGGCAAGAGGAGUUCCUAGAAUGAAGACAAGACUGUUCUAAAGUCAACAUGUUGAAGAGCAGGAUGUAUUGCCAGAUCUGCUUGGGUAAUGGGACAAAAUGAAGCAAUCUGAAUAGAACAAUCGGAAAUCGUUAGGAUGAUCUGCAGAAUAAUGAGUUUUGUAUCAAAAGAAAUAGGAACUGACUGAAGUUCAGCAGCAAAGGCCAAUUUUCACUACGGUAGGCCCGAGUCCGAGUGGGCGGCAUGAUGCUGUGUUUGGACAAUUUAAACGACGGCCCAGAUGGACUGAAAAAGAAGUGUGGCAGGACUGGGGGCAAGGCUUGGGGUAAUUCUCCUCCCCAUUCCAUGAUGUUCAGUCCUCCCUCUGUGUCCUUGAGGCUGCUGCGUGCUUCAAGUCUGCGAGGUAGGCAGUGAUUUGCCCCACUGUAUGAUGAACUGAGACCGAAAUUACAUGUUUACUCCAGCUGCUCCGGGCCUAUGGACUCUAAAUGUGAUUCGGAAUGCUGCUGCUUGCUGUUACUGUUUGCAUAAUUUGUGUUUUUCUCUCUUUCUCUGCACAUUGGGUGCUGGUCUUUUUUAAAUUGGGAUCUUUCUUGUUUUUGGCUGCCUGUAAACAGACAAAUCUCAAUAUUGUAUGAUUAAUGCAUACUUUGAUAAUAAGUGUACUGUGAAUCCAUGAAUCCUUUGGAUUUCCCCAAUUCCUCAAAUACCAACAUGUAAUAGAGUCAUAGACUCAAAGAAUACAACACAGAAAUAGUCUUUUCAGCCCAACUCGUCCCUACUGACCACAGUGCUCACCUAUCCAAUCCCCAAAUGUUCUCCUAAAGUUUUGCAACCAUCUGCUGCCACUUUCUUAAUUUACAAGUUAUUCUAUUGCAACAAACAGCCACCAGAUGGAACUGGUAUGAGGAUUUUUAUAACUCUUUGCCAAUGGUGAAUACAGUAGUUUACAUCUUUUCAUACUCUUCAGUUAGAAGUGAAUGAAAGUACACUAUGUAUGUUAGUUUGCUAAGAAGAUUGGGUAAAAUGUACAAGUUACUUAAGACAAGCUGGGUCAGUAGAUAGUCCAUAAACAUAUACUGAGUGGCCACUUUAUUAGGUACACCUGCUCGUUAAUGCAAAUAUCUCAUCAGUCAAUCAUGUGGCAGCAACUCAAUGCACAAAAGCAUGCGAACGUGGUCAAGAGGUUCAGUUGUUGUUCCGACCAAAUGUCAGAAUGGGGAAAGAAAUGUGAUCUAAGAGACUUGGACUGUGGAUUGAUUGUUGUUGCUAGAAGGGGAGGUUUGAGUAUCUCAGAAACUGAUGAUCUUCUGGGUUUUUGAUGUACAACAGUGUCUAGAGUUUACAGAGUGUUGUGUAUGUGGCCUGUUUACACAACUAUAUUAUUAAUAAAAACACUGGAGAUGGGAACUAAGUUUCAUGGUUCUUUCCUGGUAGAGUCUGAACUUGACACACACAUACAAAUCAAUACGCUCAUAAUAGCACAUGCAGCGAUGUGUUACUACAAUAUAAAGUAGUCCCUUAUUAUAAUGUAGGCUAUAUGGUACAGUCCUCCCCUUUUAUUUUAAUAGUGUAUCAACCGGUUUUUUUUCUGGAGCACUAGGCUAAACAAAUAUGUUUACCCUUAACAUACAAACGCCUGCCAUUUGUUUACAAAUUAUAACAAAGUAACUUAAUAAUAUCAAAUUAUAACAAGCCUUACUUUUCUUUUUUUACUUUUGGUCUAAGACCCAUUUAGAGCUCAAGUCUCUGCGGAGGUCUUCUCUGCCUCUCCGGGUAAUGUCUGACCUGAAACGUUUGCUUUGGGGAAUGAGUCUCCACAGGUACAUCAGGUGGGUCCUCAGCACUGACGACAGAUAGAUGAGGCUGAUGUGGUCACAUCAGGAGUGUUUGCUUCUAUGUCAGGGGAGUCCAGGCAAGGUGUUGUGUUUUUCACCUGGGCAUCCAGGAUUUUGUCCACAUGACAUCUCCAUAUGUUCUCUCCCACCUCCACUGUAUAUGUCAGUGGCCCGUCUAUGGCAGAAAUUGUACCUGGCUGCCACUUCUCAGUCCGGUAAUCAUUUGCAAGAACUGACUGUCCCACACUGAAGCUCUGUGUUGACUUAGCAUUCAAGAGUUUGAACUGUCUGUUCUCCACAUCACGCUGUACAUCUGGCUUGAGAAGAUCCAUGCGGGACCUCAGGUUCCUGUUCAGAAACAUCGUCGCUGGAGUCUGGUUAGUGGUUGCAUGUACUGCAUUACGAAAGGCAAGGAGGAAGUUGUCUAUCUUGUGUUGCAGUGGUCGAUUUUCGCUUCCCCUUGCCUUGAGGGCUUUCUUGAGGUCUGCACAAAUCUUUCUGCCAAGCCACUUGUGGAUGGAUGGUAAGGGGCAGAUGUAAAGUGCUUGAUUCCAUUGUUCUUCACAAAACUUUGGAAUUCUUCAGAGACAAAUUGUCAUCCAUUGUCUGUGCAGAUUUGCUCUGGUAUGCCAUUCCUUGCGAACUUGGUCCUCAGAACUGUAAUGGUCUUUUUUGAUGUGGUUGUCUUCAUUUUGAUGACCUCUGGCCAUUUGGAAUGUGCAUCAACAGCGAUUAAAAAGAUAGAGUCCAUGAAUGGUCCAGCAAAGUUGAUGUGCAUUCAUUGCCAUGGUGAUAAGGGCCACUCCCAUGAAUGGAGAGGGGCUUGUGGUGGUGUCUGGAUCUUUUGACAUCCGGAUCAUUUCUUGGUCAAGUCCUCAAUCUGUUUAUUGAUUCCUGGCUACCACACAUAGGAACGGGCAAGACUUUUCAUCUUCACAGUACCCAGGUGCCCCUUGUGCAGUUCCUCCAGCACUCUGGUGCGUAGCUUGGGAAGAAUCACAACUCGUAGACCACAUAUUAGUGUUCCCCGACACACUGACAACUGCUCCUUCCUUGCUGAGAAGGUUGGAAACAAUGUGUUACCACGCGCUGGCCAUCCCUUUACCGUGAUGUCAUACACUUUUGAAAACAGGGUCAUUGCUCUUUCAAUGAGGCUGUUUGUCACUGGUAAUUGUUCAACUAUUGUUGUGUGAAAGACCUGUGCUGAAUCCAUUUGUGUAGUUAUCUCUGAAGUCGGCAGUGGUAAACGUGACAAACCAUUUGCGUUGCCAUGUUGCUUGGUCCCCUUGUAUUCGAUGUCAUAAAUGUGACCUCCUAAGAAAAGGGACCAUCACUGCAGCCUUUGUGCUGUCAUCACUGGAACACCUUUCCUUAGGUUGAAGAUUGUCAAUCAACAGGGUAAACUUUUAACUAUACAGGUAGUGACUGAAUUUCUUAACUCCCCACAUGAGGCUUAGGCUGUCAAUCUGUGUGUAAUUGCAUUCGGCUGAAGUUAGCCUUCUUGAGGCAAAGGCUAUUAGUCUUUCUUUGACCCCUCCUUACCAAUCCGACAGGCUUGUGAUGCCUCACCCCAUGGGAUAGGAACUGUGUUAUUGCACAAGUGUCCAGAUGGCUCAGGAAGACCAAUAGCCUUUGCCUUCGUGCCCUGAAGUGUUCCUGUUCCUUUCUUGAACACUUCUUCAGAGUCAGCAAAUAUUUGUGACAGUCUCUCAGAUGUAGCCUUGCUGCCCUCCUUUGCUGACACAACGAGUACCUUGAUGGUGUGCCAAUCCAACUGGAUUUUCCUGGGCCAUUCAUGUCCCAGCAAUGGUGGUCCUCCAUUUUUCAGUACAUAGAGGUUCAGCUGCUGUGUUUUGUCUCCAUAGGACACUGUCACUUUAAUUUUACCUUUGGGAUGCACUCUCUGUCCAGUGUAAGUCUUUAGCUGUAGUUUAGUUCAUUUCAGAGGUACGUGAGAAAACAGUCAUUUGUAGUCGUGUACAGAGAUCACUGUUAAAGCUGAGCCUAUGUCCAACUCCAUUUUCAGUCUCAUGCCUGCUACUUGUGGAGUGAUCCAUAUUAUUCUUCGAUCAUCUGUCUCUUUAACACUGUGAAGUUGCAGACAAGACAAUUCACUUCUGUCUAAGUUGUUUUCAUCAGAACUGCUUUCUUUCAUUUUCUGUACAUUGUUGCAUUUUCCUUUCUGGGGUUUAUUGUUUCUCUGUAUUUCAUCCUGUUUUCUGCUGUUUACUAGCUUUGCAUACACUGCCAAUGUGGCCCUGUUUGCCAGUUUCUGCAUUCUUUGUCUUUAAACCAACAGUCGUCAGGGUCAUGUGACAUAUUCCCACAACUGCAAAGACAACAAAUUUCAUGACAUAUACCAGUGAUAUUAAACCUGAUUCUGAUUUGAAAUUCAAGAUGUUUAAUGUCAUUUCCUGUACACAAGUUUAAAGGAGAACAAAAUAAUUGUUACUCUGGAUCUGAUGCAGCACAAAAAAGAGACAAUAAGAUAAAGAACACAAUAAUAGUAAAAAAAACCCCACUCAAUAAAUAAAUAAACGUAAGAUUUCUUACAUAUAUAGAUUGAUUGUAUUGAUGUUUGUAUCCGACAAAACUUGUGAUUAAUACAGUAAUUUAUAGCUUUGUUUGCCACCAGCAAGUUGUCGCUGUGCUUCACCAGUGUCAUCCUUCAACUGCAGACUGCUGCACUAUUCAUGCACUCAGGGACUUGGGCUAUAUUGUUUUUCUGUGACUCUGUAAAUACUGCUUUCUCAUGUGUGCUAUAUGGGCUAUGUGCUGUGUAUGACUGUUGGUACUCUGUUUUGCACCUUGGCCCUGGAGUAACACUGUUUCGUUUGGUUGUAUUCAUGUGUGGUUGAAUAACAAUUAAACUUGAACUUAUUUUUAUUAUAAA
Messenger RNA from Hypanus sabinus (Atlantic stingray), 7668 nucleotides. It is a transcript of the gene meig1, whose product is annotated as meiosis/spermiogenesis associated 1. NCBI's taxonomy places the organism in Eukaryota, Metazoa, Chordata, Chondrichthyes, Myliobatiformes, Dasyatidae. The coding region runs from base 345 to 632 and encodes 95 amino acids. The record is from RefSeq and is a predicted model, not a curated record. Gene Ontology annotation, cellular component: nucleus. The transcript is spliced from 5 exons.